AUGUUCAAAUUCAAUACAGACGAGAACUCAUUCAAGGACACAUCUAUUGUCGCAAGGAACUGUUUUGACUCCAAAAAGAAUAAAAUGGCCGUAGAAGUACAGCAAAUCAUCGAACUUAUCCUCGCUAUCUUCCUCCCGCCCUUGGCCAUCUUCAUCCAUGGUUCUGACUGUAAUAUACACGUCGCCGUCAAUAUUGUUCUCUGUUUCUUCUUCUACUUGCCAGCCAUUAUCCAUGCUCUAUGGUACUGCUUCUUCCGUGGAUAAACAAACAAACCCGCACCAACAUUCACAUAUACAGAGAUCGUAAACGUAAACAUUGUUAAAUAAAAAAAACGGCAGCAACCACAACGAUUACCCUGAAUUCUAAAGCUCAUUAUUCGCACUCUAAUCGAUAUAAUCUCGGAUUUUCUGAAUGCACCGUCGCCAGAUUACCUGCCAACACAUUCGCCUGAUG
Molecule: messenger RNA, 454 nt
Organism: Cylicocyclus nassatus
Lineage: Eukaryota; Metazoa; Nematoda; Chromadorea; Rhabditida; Strongylidae
Source: the annotation of a GenBank genome assembly